GGACGGCGGCACGGACGGCGGGCUCGGCGCGAGCACCCAGCGCUCGGCGGCCCCAGCAUCGUAGCACGCACCCACGCAGCACACGCGGCCUCGUGGGCGCCCACCCGGCCGAGCCAAGACCCAGCGAUGACCCUGAACAAUGUCGCCAUGCGCCAGGGCACUGUGGGCAUGCGGCCGCAGCAGCGCUGGAGUAUCCCGGCCGACGGCAGGCACCUGAUGGUCCAGAAGGAGCCCCACCAGUGCAGUCAGCGCAGCCGCCACUCCGCUGCCCCCGAGGACCACUGCCGCCGGAGCUGGUCCUCUGACUCCACAGACUCCGUCAUCUCCUCCGAGUCGGGGAGCACCUACUACCGGGUGGUGCUCAUAGGGGAGCAGGGGGUGGGCAAGUCCACUCUGGCCAACAUUUUUGCAGGUGUACAUGACAGCAUGGACAGCGACUGCGAGGUGCUGGGAGAAGAUACGUACGAGCGAACACUGAUUGUUGAUGGGGAGAGUGCAACAAUUAUACUCCUGGACAUGUGGGAAAAUAAGGGGGAGAAUGAAUGGCUCCAGGACCACUGCAUGCAAGUCGGGGAUGCCUACCUGAUUGUCUACUCCAUCACAGACCAUGCCAGCUUCGAGAAGGCAUCUGAGCUGCGGAUCCAGCUCCGCAGGGCCCGGCAGACCGAGGACAUUCCUAUCAUUUUGGUGGGCAACAAAAGUGACCUGGUGCGGUGCCGGGAAGUGUCUGUAUCAGAAGGGAGAGCGUGUGCUGUGGUGUUUGACUGCAAGUUCAUCGAGACGUCGGCGGCCGUCCAGCACAACGUGAAGGAGCUGUUUGAGGGCAUUGUGCGGCAGGUCCGCCUCCGGCGGGACAGCAAGGAAAAGAACGAGCGGCGUCUGGCCUACCAGAAAAGGAGGGAGAGCAUCCCCAGGAAAGCCCGGCGCUUCUGGGGCAAGAUCGUGGCCAAAAACAACAAGAAUAUGGCCUUCAAGCUCAAGUCCAAAUCCUGCCAUGACCUCUCUGUGCUCUAGGCCCCCAGUCACCCCAGAUGUCCCCCUAUGGACAUCGUUGAACACCAUUGGGACUGAUAAUCUAUAUUAGAUUGGAUCCUUAAGUAUUAUUAGAUAAGGUUUCCCCCAUUGUAGCUGGGAAUUAGCUUGUUAGCCUCAAGGGCAGCAUCAUGCAUGGGAAACGAAAGAUCUUUGUAAAAUCAGUAUUUAUUUACAAGAAAAGCCUGACCUUGCUACUUGAACACCCAAGACUCAUCAAAGGAUGUGUUUGGGGUUCACAUGUGUUUGCUCUCUCCUCUGGAUAGUAGAGAAUUGAAGCCUACAAAAGAAUGCUCAGAACAAGAACUUUUUGUUAUUAAAAUGUCACCCAGUGUUCCGAUACAUGAAUUUGAGGCCAGUGGGCCAUAGACAAAUACAGGAAAGCUGUCAAAGGAUUUAUCCAAAGGAGGGAGAAUUUCUUUCUCUGUACCUUAUAUUCAUGGAGCUAGGAUUGUAGAACCGGGCUCAUCAUAAUCAUGACUAUUAUUGCUCCAUCAAGCUGUGAAAAGAAAUGAUGGACCUUCCUGGAAACUAAAGCUUAGCGAACAAUUUUUGUUCCAUGCCCAUAGUUGGGGAUCCAGAAAUUUGUAGAAUUGGGAACUGAUAGGGGUGCCACUUAAGGGAUCAAAAAUCAUAUCUUGGCUUUUGUGUCUUAAAUUUUUUGUUGAGGGGAAAAUUACUUAAAUUCUACUUAGUCAAACCACCUUUUGUGUUUUCAUUGUUUUUAAGGUCUUGGGGCCAUCAUGAAUAUAUUUUAAAAAUCUGAAUUAUUGAUAACCUGGAGUGCAAAAUGCCAAAUUUUGAAAUAUAAUCAGAGGUCUGAAUUUUUAUAAAACACAAAACAUAAAUACUUCAGUACUUUGGGUUGACCCUUAUAUGCCACAGCUCUGCUCUAUUUAUUGUUAUUUUGCAAAAUAAUAACCAUUUUAACAUUUGAUAAAGCAUAUUUAUGAACAUAUUUCUUAAUAGGAAAAGUGUCCAUUUUAUUACCAUUUUCUAUCUUUUUCAGAAUA
Neomonachus schauinslandi (Hawaiian monk seal) is the source of this 2045-nucleotide messenger RNA. RefSeq names its product GTP binding protein overexpressed in skeletal muscle (gene GEM). Gene Ontology annotation, biological process: negative regulation of high voltage-gated calcium channel activity. The coding region runs from base 127 to 1014 and encodes 295 amino acids. NCBI's taxonomy places the organism in Eukaryota, Metazoa, Chordata, Mammalia, Carnivora, Phocidae. The record is from RefSeq and is a predicted model, not a curated record. Gene Ontology annotation, cellular component: plasma membrane. The transcript has 5 exons. Gene Ontology annotation, molecular function: calcium channel regulator activity; GTP binding; GTPase activity.